GGUUUGGCGUCGGACCUUCGUGCGCUCCGACUCUCCGCGGCCCUCCCCGGCGCGCCCCUCCCGGGGGCCAUGCCCCGCACACGCUGAAUGGGCACCAACCCGGCUCCGGGCGGGCGUGGCGCCGCGGCCCCGGCCAUGGGCAGCUUCCAGCUGGAAGACUUUGCGGCAGGCUGGAUCGGAGGUGCAGCCAGUGUCAUUGUCGGCUACCCUCUGGACAUGGUCAAGACUCGCCUGCAGGCCGGGGUCGGCUAUGGGAACACCUUCAGCUGCAUCCGCACCGUGUACAGGAAGGAGAGUGUUUUCGGCUUCUUCAAGGGCAUGUCCUUCCCCCUGGCCAGCAUCGCAGUUUAUAACUCCGUGGUGUUUGGGGUCUUCAGUAACACACAGAGGUUCCUCAGCCGGCACCAGUGCAGGGAGCCCGAGACCGAUCCGCCCCACACGCUGCCAGACCUGCUUCUGGCCAGCAUGGUGGCUGGCGUGGUCUCUGUUGGGCUGGGCGCACCUGUGGACCUCGUCAAGAUCCGGCUGCAGAUGCAAACACAGCCAUUUCGGGAAGCCAACCUCGGUUUGAAGCCCAGGGCAACUCUUGGGGAGCGGCCAGCCUACCAGGGGCCUGUGCAUUGCAUCGCAACCAUCGUGCGGACGGAGGGCCUGGCAGGGCUGUACCGGGGUGCCAGUGCCAUGCUGCUAAGGGACGUCCCGGGCUACUGCCUCUACUUCAUCCCCUAUGUGCUGCUGAGUGACUGGAUCACACCCGAGACCUGCGCAGGGCCCAGCCCCUGUGCUGUGUGGCUGGCUGGUGGCAUGGCAGGAGCAAUUUCUUGGGGUACAGCGACGCCUAUGGAUGUCGUGAAAAGUCGACUCCAAGCUGACGGAGUUUAUUUAAACAAGUACAAAGGUGUUCUGGACUGUAUCUCCAAGAGUUACCAGAAUGACGGUCUUAAAGUGUUUUUCAGAGGCAUCACUGUGAACACUGUACGGGGCUUCCCCAUGAGCGCAGCCAUGUUCCUCGGGUACGAGCUCUCCCUGCAGGCGAUCCGCGGGAACCAAGCGGUGACCAGCCCCUGAGUGCCAGGUC
Molecule: messenger RNA, 1078 nt
Organism: Pteropus alecto (black flying fox)
Lineage: Eukaryota; Metazoa; Chordata; Mammalia; Chiroptera; Pteropodidae
Gene: SLC25A48
Product: solute carrier family 25 member 48
Exons: 7
Coding region: 88-1068 (326 amino acids)
Biological process (GO): transmembrane transport
Cellular component (GO): mitochondrion
Molecular function (GO): transmembrane transporter activity
Source: RefSeq, a predicted model, not a curated record